GCUUUUAAUCGUUUAAAGUGUUCAGAUCAAUACACGUCGUUUAGAGAAUUGUACAUACAUGUUUUAAAUUAUUCUUAUUAUUAUUAUUUACUGAAUGUUACACUGUACUGCUUUAUCUAGUGACAUAAUGAAGGUUAUUCUCUGUGAGUACAAAAGGUGCGUCUAAUUUCUCACCCUGUACCAGUUCAUCAUAAACCCGAAUCAGUCUCUGGCAGGUAGUGAAAGAAACGGACCCUUUCGAAACUUUUUCGAGUCGAUUGAAUCGCUUCUCAGAAUGAUUCAGUGAAUCGGAGAGCCCGAAUCAUCCCACGCUGACGUGACCUGCUGUUUUUAUUUCUUUUUUUUUUUUUUAAGCAGGACAAAGUGUUCAGACACAGAAAAACUCCUGGUGGAUUAACUGAGAUCCACGUGACACGCUAUUAUAAAGAUGGCGUUUAUUAAAGAAGAGAAUGAAGACAUGAAGAUAGAAGAAUUCAGAGUCAAACGUGAAAAUUCUGAGGAACAAAUAAAGAUUGUGUUUAUUAAAGAAGAGAAUGAAGACAUGAAGAUAGAAGAAACAUUCAGAGUCAAACAUGAAGAUACUGAGACACAAACAGACCUGAUGACAAUGAAGGAGGAGAGUCGAGAUCUGAAUGAAAUGGAAGAGAAUGGUAUUAAACAUCAUGAUUUCAUAACUGGAGAAAAAUCUUUUAGUUGUUUGCAGACUGAAAAGACUUCCUCUCCAAAAAGAGCUCAGAAGACUGGAACUACAAGUCAUUUAAUCUGCCAACAGUGUGGAAAGAGUUUUAGAAAAAAUGCAAAUCUUAAAGUCCACAUGAGAGUUCACACUGGAGAGAAGCCUUACACCUGCCAACAGUGUGGAAAGAGCUUCCCACGAAUUGAUAAUCUUAAGAGUCACAUGAGAAUACACACUGGAGAGAAGCCAUUUCUAUGUGGUCAAUGUGGAAAACGUUUCUCACAUAAAGCAACCUUUUAUAGUCAUAUGAGAAUUCACACUGGAGAGACGCCUUACAGCUGCAAACUGUGUGGAAAAACUGUGAAUCAAAAAGGAAAACUCAAGAUUCACAUGAGAGUUCACACUGGAGAGAAGCCUUACGCGUGUGAUCAGUGUGGAAAGAGUUUUAGAAAAAACGGAAACCUUAAAGUCCACAUGAGAAAUCACACUGGAGAGAAGCCUUACACCUGCCAACAGUGUGGAAAGAGUUUCCCACGAAUUGAUAGUCUUAAGAGUCACAUGAGAAUUCACACUGGAGAGAAACCAUUUGUAUGUGGUGAAUGUGGAAAAUGUUUCCCACAUAAAGCAACCUUUUAUAGUCAUAUGAGAAUUCACACUGGAGAGAAACCUUACACCUGCAAACUGUGUGGAAAAACCUUGAAUCAAAAAGGAAAACUCAAGAUUCACAUGAGAGUUCACACUGGAGAGAAACCUUUCACAUGUGAUCAGUGUGGAAAAUGUUUCCCAUAUAAAGAAAGCCUUAAUAAGCACAUGAAGAUCCACUUAAGAGAGAGCUGUUUUAUAUGCCAUCAGUGUGGAACGAGUUUCACAGACAGGAAUCACCUUAAGACGCACAUAAUGACUCACAUUGGACAUGAGCCUUUUAUGUGUUAUGAUUGUGGAAAGAUUUUUGUAAAAAAAGCAAACCUCAAGACUCAUAUGAGAGCUCACACUUGAGGGAAGAUUUUCACCUGCCAACAGUGUAGAAAGAGUUUAGAAAGUCCUCAAAGAGUGUUGAAAGUCCUCAAAGUUGUUGUUGUUUUUUAAUCCAAUGUAAAUUCAUGUUCCAGUCACAUUUUCUUGGUUAAAUAAACAUUACUUAGAAUAUCUAUUAUAUAUUUUUUACGUGAACAAUGUAAUCAAUAUUCUAUUUAUUAAAGCAAAGUAUGAAUCUCAUCAAGUUUGUAAAUAAAGUGUUUUUAAGCAUUUCACAUUUUUUCCAAAGGCAAUUACAAUGUAAUCAGAGCGAUCGGCUGUACACACAUUGCUAUAAAGGGGCCAUCUGAAAAAUAAUUUGCAUAUGUGAAUCAGAAACAUUUCCAUUCAAUAAAUGUGCAGAUAAUAUGUGAUGCACAAAUGUGCCUAACAAAUAUUGUGGCAAGGUGGCCUGGGACAACCCAUGAUUCAUACAUCCUUAUAAACAGCAUGGUUGGGAUGAGGCUCCAAGCUGGCAGGGUGCACAAUGGGUGGCUUCUUGGUGGGGUGGGAAUCACCAGAGGCCCCACGAUACGAUAUUGUCAUGAUACAAUAUUAUUGCAAUUUUAAAUAUAUUGCAAUAUACUGCAAUAUAUUACUUUUUUCCAACUUCAAAUAAUGUCCCCAAACAAAAACUUUGGCAACAUCUGUUUUAACUACAAAGAAACAUUUCUCACUUUGUUUAUCUCGCUUCAAUUUUGUUGUUGCAGUGCAAAUGGGAUUGCCAAGCAGACAAACUGACCAACACUUUCAUGAAAAACUGUCAUAAAUGUUAUAUGCACCUGGAAAACUCAACUAUUUGUAUAACAGUCUAGUCUAGUCAACCUUAAUUAAAUGUAAACAGCUAUGUACUGCUGUGCUACUACAGGUAUUUACAUGCAUUUGCCAUAAAUGGAAUGGAUACGUAAAAUUGCUGGUGUAUUUUUGGUCAGCUAUAUUGCAUGCAUUUGAAAAUUAAUGUGUACCAAAGUUAAGCAAAUAAAUGAGAAAUGAGUUACCUUCGUGGCAGUCCCAUAUUAAAUCCAAGUCUCCCACAGCAAUGGAUACUAUUCCAGAGAGUAAAGUGUCGCCCACAAUAGAGGCAACUCUCUGCUCAAAAGGUGCAAGUUCAUCGACCCCUGUACCACUCCCAGUUCUGCCCACACUUUGUCAUUGCGCAGCGGUUCUCCGCUUAACUUCAACCUUUAUAUCAAGACCAUUUUUUUAAGUUAAUUUACAGUAUGAUGUUCAGAUUCCACUGGGUUGACAGCAGCAGCCAAACUCUCCCACUCAUUUUAUUUUGUUUGUUAUCAAAUCCGGAGGACAAAGUUCCAAAUAAAAUAUUUUUUUCUCCUUUCUACCUCCAAUAGUUGCACCUCCAAUUCAUUUUCUUUAAAGUUUCAUCUCUUUCUGCUUGCUUUUGUUAAAGUGGACUCAUUACCAUAUUAAAAUGUAUUUAAUUGAGGGAGGAGACAGGGUGGGGUGUAGUGCUCAUGCGUGUGCACUUAAUUUCAUGUUAAUUGGGAUGUACAAAGAGAAUAUGCGUGGCAUCCUGCAUACACACAGUCUGUCAGUACUGGUCACCAGAAGAAAAGACACAUUGUCCAGGAAAGGUUGGCUUAUGAAUUCCAUGAACAUAAGUUGAAGUAUGAUGAAGAUACUAGAAGUAGAUCUGGAGAUGAAGAUAAAUGACAAAAAGAUGCAGCAGGCUCAAAUGUCACAUCAGUAAAUGAAUCUGUGAAACAAAUAUUGAUUUCAGACAAAAUAUCCACUUUUAACAUGUUAUUUACUCAUUACAUCUGUCUGAUCUGAGUAGAAAUUUGAAAGUUAAGUAAUCUAAAAAUAUCUAUUUAAAGUGGCACAAUACAAAAGAAUCUAUGUAUGCAAGUCCUUCUCUGUGGUCCGUUGUGGCGCAUCUUGAUUGUCAUUCUCUUCUAUUGGGGGAUCUGGGCAUUCCUGUUGUUUCAGGUAGAUGUGAAAAAAAGCUGUUGCAAUGAUGACAGUGCAGCAUCUUCUUGGUUUGAAUUGAAAUGUUUUCCGAAGACACUGAAAGUGACUCCUCCUAACACCAAACAUGCGCUCACUAAACCCCUUGUGCACAUAGUAUAAGCCUGGUUGUAGCACCGUUGUUCAUCUGUUGUCGGGUGCAAAUAUGGUGUAAACAAAAAAUUAUUCUUAGCAUACCCACUGUCACCAAGCAAUAUUCCAUUAUGAUCUCAUCUUUCAAACUGAGUAUACAGAGAUGAAUUUAGGAGAAUUUGGGAAUCAUGAGUUGUACCUUUCCAACGUGCAACAAUGUUUGGAAACUGUAACUGAGGAGUGCAUGCACCUUGGACAUUUAUGGAAAACCAGUUCUUUCGGUUUCUGUAUUCCUCAGCAUCUGGAGUAGAGGGACACUUAAUUGGAAUAUGGGUUCCAUCUAUGCAAGCUAUGACUCCUGGGAAAUUUCCAUAUUCAUAGCAUAGUACCUUGUAGUUAGCCUGGGUUGUAGCAUCAGGGAAGUUGAUGUAAUACGGUCUUAAUUCAUAAAUGGCCCUGCGUACUCUGUGAACGACACCACAUAAAUCCCCAGUUUCACAAUGAAAAAUGACACAUUCCAAUACACUCUAAUCACCUGGAGACAAACUCGAACAGGCUUUCCUCUUUGGGUCACAGAUGAAAGCUACUGUUCUAAAAGUAAAAUUAUUUUCAGUGUAUUUACUUUAUGCAUGCAGAAAUGAUCUUGAAAACUUAUUUCAUGAAAAAGUUGUAGUGGGUCACUUCUGUCUGCAAGACCUUGUCUAGCUGGUGGUUGAUCUUCAUUGACAUAGUCCUAGUAAUCCAUAUGUCCCCCAAGUGACAUUAAUCUAAAGUUAAACCUGCCUCCUGUUUGGUUUAAUUUAAGCCUCAAUUUAGUCCAGAUUAGCUCUAGUCUUCCUCCAGGAAAUCAGCCUAUUAAAUUCUGGACUAGACUAAGGCCCAAUCGCAAUUCUAUUUAAUACCCCUUCCCCUACCCCUUGUCCCUUGAAACAGUGUCAAGGGUUAGGGGUGAGAAUAUUCCCCUAAGAAUUGAGACACCACUACUAUCCCGUCACAUGUCAUCAUGAGAAUGAGAAUGAGAAU
This is a messenger RNA of Cyprinus carpio (common carp), 4771 nucleotides long. RefSeq lists its product as uncharacterized. The record is from RefSeq and is a predicted model, not a curated record. Lineage: Eukaryota; Metazoa; Chordata; Actinopteri; Cypriniformes; Cyprinidae. Gene Ontology annotation, cellular component: nucleus. Gene Ontology annotation, molecular function: RNA polymerase II cis-regulatory region sequence-specific DNA binding; DNA-binding transcription activator activity, RNA polymerase II-specific. Gene Ontology annotation, biological process: regulation of transcription by RNA polymerase II.